This is a messenger RNA of Esox lucius (northern pike), 3098 nucleotides long. RefSeq lists its product as uncharacterized. The transcript is spliced from 6 exons. NCBI's taxonomy places the organism in Eukaryota, Metazoa, Chordata, Actinopteri, Esociformes, Esocidae. The record is from RefSeq and is a predicted model, not a curated record. The coding region runs from base 207 to 1673 and encodes 488 amino acids.
UGGUGAAGCGGUGCGCCCAUGGCGUUUGUAAAUCCGACACUAGAUACCCCGAGAGAUUGUCUGGAGGAGUUGUGUUCUUUCCAUUCCCAAAGCCGAAAACACAACGUGAGCGGUGCCUACAAUGGAUAAAACAGUGUGGACGGCCCCACUCCCGGUUAAAUGUGUCGAACAUUACGAAGCAUAAAUACGUCUGCUCAAAGCAUUUUAUGAAUGGAAAACCUACCCCUGAGUUCCCCAAUCCCAUAAAUGCUAUGCAAGGGCCUAACCCAGCUAAGGAGAAGCUUGGAGGCUGCCGAAAGUCGCCCAAAAAACGACGCAGAGUCUGUGUGCAGGAUGCCUCCUCCGGGUCCACCUCCACUACUGAUGCAGGAGAGAGUCAACAACAUGCUGUUGAAAGUGGGCUGAACUCUCCAGUACCUGGGUUUAUGAGGAGAGGCAGAUCUAGACUAGAGAACAUGGAUCCACUUCUAUCAACCAUUGACUCAGAGGAGAAAGAUGACUGGACCUCUCAUCUGGAGAGAUGCUGGAGUGAUGUAGUGAAAGGAGAGGAGGAGGUGAUGGCUGUCACAGUGAAAGAAGAAGAAAUUGAGGCCUUUGGAAUGAAAGACGUCAAACUAAUCACAAGAUUUAAAGGGAAGGAAGAAGAGGAAAAAGAAGAGAGCCCUAUUGGAAUGAAAGAGGAGAUGGAUAUCACAGUGAAAGAAGAAGAAGAAGAGAGCCCUAUUGGAGUGAAUGAGGAGAUGGAUAUCACAGUGAAAGAAGAAGAAGAAGAGAGCUUAGUUAUUGGAGAAGAGGAUGUUAUUUUGAAAGGCAAAGACAACAAAGCUUUUGCAGUGAAAGAAGAAGAGACAUCGCUCUCAGUGAAAAGAAGGAGGGAGAACCAGCAGGAGGAAGAAAGUGUUUUAGGAGUGAAAGGGGAGAGUGAGGGGAGAGAAAACAAAGGGGUGAUGACUCUUACAAUGAAAGAGGAAGAGGACAUUGGAGAUCUGAUUAAUUGUAGCAGGUCACAGGGAGCCCCUCAACUUGACAGAUCUGCCACAGCUGCAGUACAGGAGGCUUCGGUAUGCUCCGCAAGGCGCUGCUCGGCGCUGCGUUUGUGCCCACUCUGCCCAAAAGUGGUGGUCGCCUUCAGCCAACACCUCAGGGUGGCGCACGUUGUGAGGAACACGGCGGAGAGGUUGCUCCUGUGUAACUGGCAGUCGGGCCGUAUCAACGUCCGGCAGGAGCCUUGUCCAGUGCCGGGAUGCGCCGCCCAGAUCCAACGGCUGGACCGGCACAUGGCCUCCCACAUGGAGCUCAGCAGAGCGCAGAGGAGAUGGGCUUUGGACGGAGUGAAGAGACGUGUGACGAUGGAGCGACUGGCGGCGUUGAGGGCGUCGAACCCCGCAGUCCCGAUGGCCACCCGCUUAGACCUUCUGGAGGCAGCGUGUCGGAGUGAGGAUGGCUUGGCAGACUUGCCGUUGCCUUCCGUGGCAGAAGGAAGGGCGGACGUGGGCUGCCAGGGUUAUUCCUGCCGAGCGACGAUUCUCAGGCUGCAGAAACAGGUGCAGGAGAGGGAUGAGGCCCUGACCAAGAGAAGGGAGAACAUCAAAUCCCUUAGAGAGAAGAACCUAAAAUUGACCUCUGAGCUGAAUAAACUGAAGAAAAAGUACAGACAACUGGAGAGUCAGUAGGAUGUCAGGACGAAGAAGAAGAGGUCCCUUUAGUGCUGACAGCUGCCAGGGUUCAUGAGAACUACGACGGCCAAGACUUUGCCAUUGUUAAGAUACAGAGUUGUUGUUAGAACACCAUGUUAACAAUGCAUCGUUCAUUUCAUAUGGAGUUUUAGGACAUAUGAAGGUUUGUGGGGAAAAGGUGAAAAUAUGUUGAUUACAGGGAGAUAGGCUGUUACCGUUAUUGUGUAUCAAAUAUCAACAUGCUUAUGUGUGCACAGAUUGCAUGGUGUUAUUUGAUCACAUAUCAAAGUGAAUUAUGCUCGACUGUAACAAUAAACAAAUAAAUACUUCCCCUUGUUAAUGUACAUCUUUAUCUUUUUCAGAUUUUGUAGCUACAGUAUAUUCAACAAAUACGAAAUAACGUACAAAACAGAAAACGCAGGUGCCAUCAUAUUUCCAACACAGUCCUAAAUGUAAUGGGUUAUGAAAAUGUAUUACAAACAAAAUUAUAAAUACAAAAUGAUUAAAGCAAAAUGCAGACUGUUACCAUUUCUUGAGAGAAGCGGUAUGUUACCACAAUCUUGAGGUGGUGACAACUGUAACAAUUUGCUGAAAUACCGUGACAUCAAUGACAUUGUGAAAAAUCCCCUGCUUCUGCCGAAUAGGUGUCACGUCAUCACUUCACGAUAUGCGCAUAUCAUUUAGAUAACGCAGUACUAUUGUCAAUGCCGGUGACUCGGUUGAUGUUCGCUUAUUAUAUUAUUUAGUUAGUAAAUUGUACACAAAACCAGCGUGCGUAAAGAAAAGUGAUUCGCUUCGGUUAAGCAUCAUUGAUGUUUACUAAAGUUAAGCGAAUUACUUUUAGAACAUGUUUGAGUUUGCUAGCUUUACGUCACGAGACAAAUGCACGAUUACCGUGCUAGGUUUGCACUGGUUAGUCCGCGGAAAGUGUUUAGGCUACCGUCAGCUCGGUUUAAAGAAUAUAUCAUUACAAUUGUUAUCGUUGUUAUAUUCCGUUAUUACACAUCCGUUGUAAUAGUUAAUUUGUGGGGGGAAAUAGUGUCAUAUACAGGUCUCCUUUUUCUGUGAACUCUAUAGUUGUUUAUGCAAGUGCUGUAAUGCCAUUCCAAUAGAUGUUCAUGUAUGGUAAAAUCUGAACAUAAGCCUGACUGUAAUAACAUUAGAUUCACUUAUUCCUUUAUUUGAGACCACACGCAAUCAUUCUUAAUGGCAAAUCUUGUGCACACAUUGAAAACCAUUAAAUCAUCUAAAUUGGAACCUGGAGUGCUUACAUUCUUUUUACAGAGGAUUGAGGCCAGUAUUGUACAGCCAGCAAUACCAACACAUACCAACACAACUAUGGUAGGGCUUCAUCCUUAUGUGAAUCCGUUGAUGUCUACUGAGAUUACUUGCUUUAUUGAAUGUCUUCCCACACUGGUAACA